GUUGUUGCGAGCUACCAGUAGCGUGGAAAUUCCACACCUUUCGCUGUCUGUGAGGAAUUAAAGUCGAAUUUUUCUAAUGGUUUAUGCAGGACGGACUUUCGAUUUGAUAUCGCUCGGUGAGUAUCCUUCGUGUCUUCGGCGCUACGCGCAAUCCUGUAGACGUUGGAGAGCAGAGCAGCCGCGGGACCGUGGGGGAACGCGAAUGCGAACUUUCGUCUUUACUCGCUCUCGACUCACAGGACUUUCCUCUCCGCAGUCGCGCUUGAAUACUGUGAGCAUGCCGCAAGCCGUGGUUUUGGGCGGUCUGGUCACUGACCUGCUGACUUACGCCCCCAGGUUCCCUGUCGCGGGCGAAACUUUGGUGGCACAUGGGUUCCAGAUUGGGUUCGGAGGGAAAGGAGCGAACACGGCCUACAUGUGCGUCCAAUUGGGGUUGGAAACUGCGCUUCUGGCAAAGUUGGGUGAUGACCAGUUCGGGGAGAAUUACCUGAGGUAUCUGAAGACUGCCGGUAUGGACACGUCGCACGUGACUGUUCAGAAAAACUGUAAAACUUCUGCGUCCGUCAUUACUGUGACAGAUUCCGGUGAAAACACGAUUGUGUACUAUCCCGGAGCUGCGGACGAGCUCGUCGAAGAGGACGUGGACCGCGCUGAGCACCUAUUCCGCGGAGCCAAGGUGUUUGCCUCUGUUUUCGAAACGAAGUUGUGCAACGUCAAGCGAGGGGUCGAGAUCGCAAAGAGAAACGGACUCAUCACCUAUGUUAAUGCAGCCCCGAUAGUUCCGGACCCCUUCCCCGUAGAGAUGCUCCCUCAGAUCGAUUACUUGUGCCUUAACGAAGUCGAAGGUUCCGCACUAGUAUGCAAGCUUAAAGGAAUUCCCACCGAGUCACUCGAAGAGCAGGAGAUCGUGGACUAUCUUCUGCAACACGGUGGAAACACAAUCAUUCUGACGAGAGGAGCGAAGGGCGCGGCCUUCGCCACCGGUUACAGCCCACUGUCCCGAAAACUCAUUGGCCCGAAAUCUCAAUGGCCCGAAAAACCAUUGUCCCGAACGGUAUCUGUCCCGAAAACUCAUUGGCCCGAAAAAAUGAAAGCUCAGCGUUGCUUCUAUGCAGAGAUGUGCAUCUAGCACAUUCUUUUCG
Galendromus occidentalis (western predatory mite) is the source of this 1142-nucleotide messenger RNA. RefSeq names its product ribokinase. Gene Ontology annotation, cellular component: cytosol. Gene Ontology annotation, biological process: D-ribose metabolic process. The coding region runs from base 77 to 1129 and encodes 350 amino acids. The record is from RefSeq and is a predicted model, not a curated record. Gene Ontology annotation, molecular function: ribokinase activity. NCBI's taxonomy places the organism in Eukaryota, Metazoa, Arthropoda, Arachnida, Mesostigmata, Phytoseiidae. The transcript is spliced from 3 exons.